CAAGGAACAAACCCCACCGAUAGCUUGUAAAAAAAAACACCCCACCGAUAGGGUUUAACAAGAAGGUUAGAAGGUUAGGAGAGCAGCCGCCGUCCCGGAGGCCGGAGUCCCUCGCCGCCGAGACCCGCUCCCUUCACUCCCACCAAAUCGCCCCUGCUACGACUGAAAUCCCUUUCACUCGCAACCGGCGGCGUCGUCCGGACGCGAAUCCCCUCUUGCCGGCGGCGUGGUUCGGACGCGAUUCCUCUCGCUGUGCCCGUGGUCUGUAGCAGGGGACUUGUGCGAUGGCUUUUGCUAGUAGGAUGGGGAUCGUGCUGAGGAGGGCCUCGGGGUCCUCGAAUUCGUCGCUGCUCCAGGCAGUAAGGUGCAUGUCUUCUUCCAAGCUUUUUGUUGGAGGACUAUCGUAUGCCACAGAUGACCCAACUCUGAGGGAUGCCUUUUCUGGCUAUGGGGACGUCCUUGAAGCUAGAAUCAUCAUGGACAGAGAGUCUGGCAGGUCAAAGGGUUUUGGAUUUGUUACUUACGCAUCCACCGAAGCUGCCGCGGCUGCCAUUAGUGCUAUGGAUGGCAAGGACCUUCACGGAAGAAUGAUAAAGGUAGACUAUGCCAGUGACCGUGCUGGUGGGACACGUGGAGGUGGAUAUGGCACUGGUAAUUACGGAAGUGGCGGAUAUGGCGGCGCGGGAUUUGGAAGCGGCGGCAGUGGAUAUGCUGGCAAUGGUGGUGGUUACGGAAGUGGCGGAUAUGGCAGCAUGGGAUAUGGAAGUGGUGGUGGUGGUGGAUAUGCGGGCAAUGCUGCUGAUUAUGGAAGUGCAGGGCAUGCCAGUGGUGGUGGAUAUGGUAAUGCGGGAUAUGGUGGUUACAGUAGUGCUGCAGGUGGUGGCGAGUAUUCUAGCAUCAACAACAAUGCUGUUGCUGGUGGCCAUGGCGGCGGUGAUGGAAGCCACAAUAAUGCCAGCACUUCGGGCGGAAGUGCUGGUAGCUAUGGCGGUGGUGGCGAAAUCUACAAUAAUGUCAGUAACUCUGGUGGAAGUGCUGGUGGCUAUGGCGGCAGUGGCGGAAGCUACAAUAAUGCCAGCAACUCGGGCGGUAGUGCUGGUAGCUAUGGCAGCGGUGGCGGAAUCUACAAUAAUGCCAGCAACUCGGGUGGAAGUGCUGGUGGCUACGGCGGCGGUGGCGGAAGCUACAAUAAUGCCAGCAACUUGGGUGGAAGUGCUGGUGGCUACGGCGGCGGUGGCGGAAGCUACAAUAAUGCCAGCAACUCGGGUGGAAGCGCUGGUGGCUACGGCGGCGGUGGCGGAAGCUACAAUAAUGCCAGCAACUCGGGUGGAAGCGCUGGUGGCUACGGCGGCGGUGGCGGAAGCUACAAUAAUGCCAGCAACUCGGGUGGAAGUGCUGGUGGCUACGGCGGCGGUGGCGGAAGCUACAAUAAUGCCAGCAACUCAGGUGGAAGUGCUGGUGGCUACGGCGGCGGUGGCGGAAGCUACAAUAAUGCCAGCAACUCGGGUGGACGUGCUGGUGGCUACGGCGGCGGUGGCGGAAGCUACAAUAAUGCCAGCAAUUCGGGUGGAGGUGCUGGUAGCUACGGCAGCGCUGGUGGGUACAGUUCCCCCAACACCUAUGGCGCGGGCAACUACAACAGCGGAGCUGGCGGCAAUGCAGUCUUCGGCGAAAAGGCAGGCAGUUUCAGUAGUGGGUAUUCUGCUGUUGCUGGUGGGAACAAUUUCCCCAACACGUAUGGUGCCGGCAACUACAACAGCGGAGCUGGCGGCAAUGCAGUCCUCGGUGAAAAGACCAGCAGUUUCAGCAGUGGGUAUUCUGCUGUUGCUGGUGGCAACAACGGCAGCGCUGGUGGGAACAAUUUCCCCAACACGUAUGGCGCGGGCAACUACAACAGCGGAGCUGGCGGCAAUGCAGUCCUCGGUGAAAAGACCGGCAGUUUCAGCAGUGGGCAUCCUGCUGUUGCUGGUGGCAACAACGGCAGUGCUGGUGGGAACAAUUCCCCCAACGCCUAUUGUGCCGGCAACUACAACAGCGGAGCUGGCGGCAAUGCAGUCCUCGGUGAAAAGACAGGCAGUUUCAGCAGUGGGCAUCCUGCUGUUGCUGGUGGCAACAACGGCAGUGCUGGUGGGAACAAUUCCCCCAACACCUAUGGUGCCGGCAACUUCAACAGCGGAGCUGGCGGCAAUGUAGUCUUCGGCGAGAAGACCGGCAGUUUCAGCAGUGGGAAUUCUGCUGUUGCUGGUGGCAACAACGGCGGCUACAGCGCUGGUGGGUACAAUUCCCCCAACACCUUUGGUGCAGGAAACUACAACAGCGGAGCUGGCAACAAUGCAGUCUUGGGCGGAAGCACUGGCUGUUUCAGCAGCGGGCAUUCUGCUGUUGCUGGUGGCAACAACGGCGGCUACAGCGCUGGUGGGUACAAUGCCCCCAACACCUUUGGUGCCGGAAACUAUAACAGCGGAGCUGGCGACAAUGCAGUCUUGGGUGGAAGCACUGGCAGUUUCAGCAGCGGGCAUUCUGCCGUUGCUGGUGGCAACAACGGCGGCAACUUUGCUGGAAAUGUUGGCAGCAUCGGCAACUUUACUGGCAGCCGCAAUGGCAGCAGCUAUGCUGGAGAAUUUGGCGGCGCUGAGGUCCUUGGAGCUAGCAAGGUGCAGUACAACGGCCAAGACGACCUGCUGGGUGCUGACUACUUCUCUGAGUCGGAGGACCGUCAUGCGGGCAGGUCAGCGUAAGUUUACAGCGUCGCGGAACAUCUUGAGAGGCAAAGGUAAAAAUAAUGAAUGCCCGGCGGGUGCUUUUUGUUAGAGAAAACCCAAAGCUUGAUGAUGCAUCUGGGGUAGGUUAUUAGGUAAAGAAGAAGUGUUUGGUUAUUCUGCUUUGGUUUUGCAUGCUAUUUUGAGACGAGAACGGUCAUGGUGAUGCUUCUGGCCAUCGAUUACUGUUUU
Molecule: messenger RNA, 2951 nt
Organism: Triticum aestivum (bread wheat)
Lineage: Eukaryota; Viridiplantae; Streptophyta; Magnoliopsida; Poales; Poaceae
Product: glycine-rich cell wall structural protein 1.8
Exons: 5
Coding region: 285-2738 (817 amino acids)
Molecular function (GO): RNA binding
Source: RefSeq, a predicted model, not a curated record